UCAGAAAAGGAAAAUAAUAAUAAUAAAGAUGAGGAGGAUUCUUCAGGCUCUGUUGGAGCCGUAGCGGUAACACUGAGAGAUCCAUUUUUCGUUUCAUCUCUUUUUCCCUUUUCUUCUUUUUUUCUCUUCUCUUCUCUUCUCUUCAAUUUUUCUUCCCUUCUUUCCCAAUCAGUGUGGAGGAGUGAUAACAGGGGGCGGGGGGAGGGGAGCUACGGUGGUCACUGUCGCUAUGGCUUUUCAACGGCGGCGUAACCACUAUUACCAUCGUUUUAGAUUCUUGAUCCCAUUCAUUUCCGCCAUUUCUGCCGGUCUCCUUCUAUUCUUUGCACUUCUUUCUUUUCUUGCUCCUUCUCCUAAUGAUUCCGAUCAUCACCGCCUCAUUCCUCCGGUUCAGUUCAAUGCUGCUUCCGACGUGGCGAUUGGUGUUUCGCAUUUUCGCGUUCCGCGCAAUGGAGCGAGAUCCGGUCGUGAUCUUUGGACUUCUAGAAAUGCGAAGUUCUACUCUGGAUGUUGUAAUGCUAGCAACAAGUUUCAGAAAGCUAAUGCUAUUACACACCCGAACCGUUACUUGCUGAUUGCAACUAGUGGAGGUUUAAAUCAACAAAGAACUGGGAUAACAGAUGCCGUUGUUGCAGCACGUAUAUUAAAUGCUACACUUGUUGUGCCUAAGCUUGAUCAGAAGUCCUUUUGGAGGGAUUCCAGCAACUUUUCAGAGAUCUUCGAUGUUGAUUGGUUUAUAUCAUUCCUGUCAAAAGAUGUGAAAAUUAUUCAUCAGCUACCAAAGAGGGGUGGGAAAACAUGGAAUACACACUCAAUGCGUGUCCCCAGGAAGUGUAGUGAAAGAUGUUAUCAGAACCGUGUAUUACCUGUUCUUUUGAAAAGGCAUGCUAUUCAGCUCUCCAAGUUCGAUUAUAGACUAGCAAACAAGUUGGAGACAGAUUUGCAGAAACUCAGAUGUAGAGUUAACUACCAUGCUUUGAAAUUCACUGACUCAAUACAGAAAAUGGGCGAAAAAUUGGUCAAUCGAAUGCGGGCAAGAAGCAAUCAUUACAUUGCUUUGCACCUCAGGUUUGAACCAGAUAUGCUAGCAUUCUCAGGUUGCUAUUAUGGUGGAGGUGAAAAGGAAAGGAGAGAACUUGGAGCUAUUCGAAGGCGAUGGAAAACAUUACAUCAAGUAAGCAACCCUGAUAAAGAAAGGAGGCAUGGAAAAUGUCCACUGACUCCAGAAGAGGUUGGUUUGAUGCUGAGAGCACUCGGAUAUGGGCAGGAUGUUCAUAUCUAUGUGGCAUCUGGUGAAGUAUAUGGAGGGGAAGAGACACUAGCUCCUUUAAAAGCCCUCUUUCCUAAUUUCCAUUCAAAAGAGACCAUAGCUUCCAAGGCGGAAUUGGACAAAUUUUCUUCAUAUUCUUCUCGUAUGGCUGCACUUGAUUUCAUUGUCUGUGACGAGAGCGAUGUAUUUGUCACCAACAAUAAUGGCAAUAUGGCGAGAAUAUUGGCUGGAAGAAGAAGAUAUUUCGGACACAAGCCUACCAUUCGUCCAAAUGCCAAGAAACUCUAUAGGUUGUUUUUGAACAGAACCAACAUGACAUGGGGAGCAUUUUCCUCCAGGGUUAGAACUUAUCAGAGAGGCUUCAUGGGGGAGCCGAAUGAGGUGAGGCCAGGCAGGGGUGAAUUUCAUGAAAACCCAUCGCCUUGUAUAUGUGAAGUUGCCAAGCCUCAUGUAAAGUCUGAUUCGGGACCUAGAAAAUAUGGCAAGAGUGAUAUAACACCAAGGAGAGAUGAGCCUGCAACAGUAGACGACCAAAACAGUGAUUAUGAGCCAGAAUGGCCAGACUCAGAGGAAGAGGAGGAUCAAGUUGACUUCCAAGAUAAAGGUCCGUUGAAUGCGACAAAUUUGGAGUAUGAUGCAAUUAACUCUGAGGAGCCUGAAUUGGAAGAGAUGCUCUCCGACUAAACAACCUCUAUCCGUAUCCUUACUCUUGUUGGUACUUUAUUAACCCUACUUUCACUAAGAAACUUUGCACCCCCAAACAGGAAAGAAAACGAGAAUUUGAGAGUUAGAUCCCACAGGUCCAUUUUUCAUUCAAACAAGACGAACCCUGUCAGAUUUUGGUGUGUGCGUGUGUGUCAUCCUGUAUAUAACACCCCAUCCAGACCCAAGAAAGAAAAUGUCUCCCUCCCAUGUUUUGAACAAUCAUAACACGUUCUUUUCGGCCGUGGUUUUCAACUGUCGGAUAUUACAUCAACAAUUUGAGUAUCUCGACAAAGUAGUGGUGUGGGCAGGACUUUUGCAAUCAAGGUUGGGGGCUUUAGGAGGAGGAGAGCUUGCAAAAGAAAAAAGAACCAAAGAAAUGCCAUUGCCAUUGUCAAAUUCCUCUGAGGUAGGGCCUUAAAAACCUUGCCUGUACAUUGUUUUUUUUUUUUUUUUUUUUUUCUUUUUUUCAGUGUGGUAAUUAGGUUUUGCGUGGAUUUUGAUUUAUUUCUAGUUUCCGGUCCCCUAUAGAUUGAUUAGAGCCUUUUUCCAGAAAAUAGUUUGCCUUCUUUUCUUCUCGUCUCAUCAAUGAUGUGUUGUUGUGGUUUUUCUAUUUAUUUCAAGUUUCGUCUAUUAAUAAUAUUUCAAGAUUAGAGCUC
Molecule: messenger RNA, 2631 nt
Organism: Cucumis melo (muskmelon)
Lineage: Eukaryota; Viridiplantae; Streptophyta; Magnoliopsida; Cucurbitales; Cucurbitaceae
Product: O-fucosyltransferase 16-like
Exons: 10
Coding region: 230-1954 (574 amino acids)
Source: RefSeq, a predicted model, not a curated record